AUGUCAAAGGUGAAGUCGACGUCUCAGUUGCAGGCAGAAAAUGCGGUGGCCGGGCUGCUUUCGAGGGUUUUGCCCGGCUGCGGGAAGAGCAAUUCGGGGAAGAAGAAGCAAAGUGAGGGCAGCAAGAAGGGCUCUAAGGCACAGUUGAUAGAUCGGCAUUUAAAGGAACGGAUAUCGUUACAGAAAAGAGACGCUUUGAAGAUAAAGAGGAAGGAGAAGAAAAUACAGUACAACAAGGUCAAACACCAGAAACUUGAAGAUAAAAAACUGGAACAGGCUGCCAAGUUGAAAGUUUUGGAGAAACAUAGAGCGGAUGGGACGCUGACAUCGAGAGAGAAGCUGUACCUAGACAAGUUGCUGAAGAAAAAUAUACAGGCAGCCAAAUCGUGGUCGCUGGACGAUGCUGACAGGGAGGAACUGUCGGAACUGCAAAAUUUUAUACUGAGUAAUUCUGCAGAAAGCAAAAACGCCAUACGGUCUAGGAAAAGGAGAAGCAGGGUCAAGCAGUUCAAGGAAAAUAUUAGAGAGUCUACGAAUAAUGUUGCUGAUUACAAGUAUCCUGGUCUUACUCCUGGUCUAGCGCCCGUUGGGUUGAGCGACGAAGAGGAAUCGAGCGACGAAGAACAGCGUGUGGAUGCAUACUAA
This is a messenger RNA of Huiozyma naganishii CBS 8797, 645 nucleotides long. RefSeq names its product Rrt14p (gene RRT14). Lineage: Eukaryota; Fungi; Ascomycota; Saccharomycetes; Saccharomycetales; Saccharomycetaceae. The record is from RefSeq and is a predicted model, not a curated record. The coding region runs from base 1 to 645 and encodes 214 amino acids. The transcript has a single exon.